AUGGAGGAUAUGGUCGCUGCCGCCGAAGCUGGUGACGUGGCGAACGAGGAUAGGACGUUCUGGUGGCAGGUGGGUUUGGUGCUGGAGCAGGUGAGGGGCCUGCACAUGGGCUUUAACGACGCUGUCACGCCUGAAGAGAGGCUGCAAGCCAUUGACUUUGACAUCAUGAAUCUGCACGGGGACAUCCAGGAUCUACAGUACGUACUCGAUAUAGCGCAUGCUGCACACGCGGACCAUGCCAGCACUGACGCGGAUGGUGACAACAAUGGAAGCAGGAGCGAUGGGGCUGAUGGGGGCAGCAAUGGGGACAGCAAGGGGAGCGAGGGUGUGAAGGAACGACUUAUGCUCGUCCUCCCAGAUGCAUGCUCUGCCAUUAUCAAGCUACUGCCUGGCAACGCGGACCUGCUCACGGCUCAAGCCACGUGGACUCGCCUCGAGACCAUGCUUCGCAUCUACAAGAUCUACGAUUUCUCAUUCCAGCUAAAUCCACCAAUCAACAUCAACGCUGCUGCUGCUGCCACGUCAGCUGCUGACGUCAUCCCAGGUCGUGCCAUGUCGUUCGCCAGCUAUCCCGGCCGUCUGUUUUCCGGCGACGAUUUUUACAUCACCAGUGCCAGGCUGGCAAUUCAGGAGACCACCAUAGGGAAUAACAACGCUGAGCUGUACCGGCGCUACGUGCGGGCCAAUGGCACGGUCUUGGAGUGGAUUCGCAACGUGGUGGCCAACCGGGUGGCGAGCAGCGGGCGGCAAUGGGUGGACGUAUUCUCACGGCACAACAGCGGCACGUACAACAAUCAGUGGAUGGUGGUGGAUUACAAGCUCUUCCUCCCAGGCCUACCUCCCCCGGAUGACACCCUCUGGGUGCUUGAGCAGCUGCCAGGGCACAUUGUAGCGGAGGAUAUGAGCGCCCACCUGCGUGACGAGGGGUACUGGGCGUCGUACAACAACCCGGCCUUCCCCGCGAUCUUCAACCUCAGUGGAUUCGCCGAUCUGGAGCGGCGCCAUGGCGCGUGGUUCUCCCACUCGCAGUGCCCGCGAGCCAAGCUGUUCCGCAGGGACCACGGCCAGGUGGUGGGUGUGGCAUCGCUGCAGCGCCUCAUGCGAUACAACGACUUCAAGCACGACCCGCUCUCCGCCUGCAAAUGCACCCCGCCCUACUCUGCAGAGAUUGCAAUCGCCGCGCGUGGGGAUUUGAACGAGGCGGAUGGGCAGUACGAGUUGCCAUUCCUGGGCCUCAGGGACCAUGCAGAGACGGACUCCAAAAUAACCGGGUACCACAUCUUACAGCACAGCCUGGCAGCACUCGCAAUAAGCGGUCCCACAUACGACCAGCAGCCGCCAUUCCAAUGGAGCAAAUCACCCUUCGCUAAUGUCUCCCAUCUGGGUCAUCCGGACCUGUUUCUCUUCCCAUGGCUCGCCAUCGACUAUGGCUCGGAGGGCACUGGCUCGGAGGGCACUGGCACGGAGGGCACCAGCACGGAGGGCACCAGCACGGAGGGCACCAGCACGGAGGGCACCAGCACGGAGGGCACCAGCACGGAGGGCACCAGCACGGAGGGCACUGGCAGCCGGCUGUCGGUGCGUGUUCAACCCCAGCCACAGCAGCCGGGCACAGCCAACAUGUAG
Messenger RNA from Closterium sp. NIES-65, 1626 nucleotides. NCBI's taxonomy places the organism in Eukaryota, Viridiplantae, Streptophyta, Zygnematophyceae, Desmidiales, Closteriaceae. The record is from the annotation of a GenBank genome assembly.